UCGCGGAAUUCAGCAAAUGAAUGUGGCUUAUAAAGUCCACUGUCUGGCAACUCCAUGCUGCUGUUUUGUCUGGCAUCAAAACACGACAUAGAGAAUGCAUCUUCUAUCAUUCCUGGCAUCAAAACAAAAGCAGCUGAUAUCACAUAUGGAAAUUAAACAAAGAAAAUUACAUACAUACAUAUAUAUUUUGAAAAGAUUAAAAAUUUCACUGAAAUAACAAUUAGUUUCGUAACUACUGAGCAAAUGUUUGUGAAAAAUAAAAUAUAAGAAAAAGGAAAAUGUGCAUAGUAAUGAAAUCUAUUGAUUGAAACGAUCUGUUAUUGCCAUUAACUGAAGUAAUGCAGUUGGUAUUCAAUGCAACAAAAUAAGUGAUUAUUUACGAUUAAUUUGGUGAAGAUGUCGGAGAUAAUGGAGCACAUACAUUCCCGAGAGUCAAAUAUGCAGGAAUACUUGGAGCUACUGCCCCCGUCGGAAUGUAGCUUGCUAAAGAGUUGGCUGCAGGCCUUAGGCCCCGACAUCGACUCUAGCGGACCAGCAAAUUUCGAAAGCAUAACGCAACAGCUGAAGCGCCGCACAUACCCAACAUUACAGAUAUUGAAUUUGAACCGCGAGAAAUCCAAACUUCAUAUUCGGCGUGUAAUCGCUGAAGUGUUGCAGCUAUUAUUGACGCAAAAUGAUAGCAAAUGUAGGGCACAGUUCAUUAAUUUCAUUGUGAACUUUCCGCUAAAUAUACUGGAUGUGACGUCAUUACGCUUAAGGUUAAUAAAACAAUUAAUUUCGGAGAUGGCGCAGACUGAUGAUGCUUACUUAGCUUUGCUGGCACGACAGGAGUCCAACCUAUUAGUGGAAGUACUUGAACAGUCACAGGAGCAGUGGCAGAAUUGCACAACAGGCGUACCCAAUAAAGAAUUCGUAUUGCAUCAGGCUUUGCGCUAUAAGCAGCAUUUUGCACCGUUGGUAGCGAUACACUUGAAGAAUGCGCAUAGUGUGGCCGAUAAGGGGCUGCGUAAUAAUUUGCUGAUAUUGAAAAUUGCCAAUGAGCUAUCCAAUACCACACAAACAUUGGCCGAAGUGGGCAACAUAAACAAAUGGUUGACAGAAUAUUCUGUUGACGAUACUCCGGCGCAUUUGAAGGAAAUGCAUAAAUUUUUCUAUGCCGAUUUUCAGCGCAUUGCAAUUAUUAUAGAUUUCUUGAAAAGGUUCUCGGAAGCAUAUAAAUGCAUUCCAUUAGAUACAAUACUAAAUACGCGUUACGCUCUAAAUCUGCUGUAUGACUACGACAUCGAUGUCAGUUUCGAAGAUACCCGUCGCUUAUUGGAAGCCACACGCAAGUGGCAAAUACAUUUAUCAAAAACGAAAUGUCUUUAUGAACUUGAAAUGGAAACAUUAAAUUAUUACACAGCCUUGUCCACUGUGUGCGACAUAAUGCUGCCCAUCACAAUUAACUGUAAUUCGGAUACAUAUUACGACGGCAAGAUUCAGCAAUUGAACGCAAUGCUGCGGAAAAUACUCAACGUGGACAUGUUAUGCGCACUUAUCGAAGACAUUUUCCAGUUGAUUUUUCUGCGCUGGGAGCAUUUGCGCAUGUCUUCGAAUAUAUUUUUUUCUGCAAUUCGGCCGAAUCGUAGUCACUCUGGACACUCAAGCGCCGCUAAUAGCACAGCUGCAGCUACCGAUGAGACUCAUACAACGUCGAUGCGUUCAACGCCCACUUCAGCUAGCAGCGGACGUCAUGGUUUCAUUUGUAACGGUCGUUCACUUCAAGCAAUUUUUGGAUUUUUGAAAAAUUUCAUAACUAAAAAAAUACAUUCAGAAGAUUACAAACAUGCAUCAGAGCGUGUGCAGCUUCGCUUUCAGCGCAUCAUUGAUGUAAUAUCUGAGGCAUUGUGGAAGUAUUCCGUUUUAGAAAAGUUCGAUAAUUCCCCUAUAUUGGCAAACAUACAGCAAAAGUAUGGCUUAGCACCCGAAGAUCUGCUACAAUUGGUGCGUGUGCAUGCCGAUGCUGUAGACAAAUCUUCCAGUGAUGAUGACAGUCGUGAUCGCAGUAAUCACGCUAGUUUGUCGCGUCGCAAAGCAGCGCGAAAGAAACGACGUGCCACAAUAAGUGGUGCAGCAGGAGUAGUGCGCCCAAUGUUGCAAGAGAGCGAACUAAAUCAAGGCAGCGGAAAUUUAAUGGCACGCAGCGUCACCGCUGCCGAAGAUGGAGCGCAAAAUCCUGUGCAUGAAUUAAAGUCACGGCGCGAGUUUGAUAGUUUCACCGAACGGAGUAUUAUACCACAGAUGUUGGGUUCGCCAGAGGAUUUGGCAAUAGUAGCAUUGUCUUUGAACAAUUUCAACGACGUCAAAUUCAUUAUUGAGACUUUUCACCUACAAAAUACCGCACUCAACCGGGAGCUGCUGUUCGUCGAACAACAACAGCAAAUCAAGCAUAAACUCGCAACUAUUUACGAGAAAUAUGAGCAGAAAGAGCAGUGCAGCGGCGUUGCGGAUCCGCCAAAAGCCACCGUGGAGCAGAUACGCAACGUGGCAGACAAAGGUUUCAGUAUAUCGCGAAUUAUCAGUGUCAUUGACAAAUUUGCGCUCACGCAAAGCAUACAAGCCACACCGGAACAACAACAAAUUUGCCAGCGCCACAUGAACAAUCCACAGUACUCAUUUUUGCGCAAUUUCGAGACUCACAACUUAAAUGCAAUCAUCAUCACAGAUUUGGUGCUCAAUUUGCCUUUCAAUCGCGAAAUCAUUUCGAAUGUGUUGACGGUCAUACGGCGUCAACAGCAAGUGCCCAGUGGAAGCAUGUCGCGUUCCUUUAGAACGGAGGCCACUGCCACUGCCACAGCCGGCAAUACCUCCAACACCAAUUCACAGUUAUAUGGCGAUAUGGGCGCCUUGACGUUGCUCGAAAAUCUCAGUGAAUGUUUGGCAUCCUUGAAGCAGCAGCGGCUAUCGCAGUUGCUUUACGACAAUCACUACUCGCUAAAACCACACAAAUUGGCAGUAGAGUUGCAGCGCGAGCGCGCCUUUCACAGCGUCUUUCUCAAAGCAGCUAGCGAAAUUGGGCACAUCGAUGAUUUGCGCACGCAUGGGUCACUCUUUCAUGAUCUCCAAGCGAAAUGCAAUUACUAUCAACGUUUCAUCGCCUAUGUGCAGCAACUUGCGUACCUAGUCCACUUGCGCGAUCGCAAUAUAGAGUAUCAUACGAGCGCACUGCUGAAGAUCAACAUCUGUGACGUCAUUGGCGAAUUGAUAUUCGAAUGCGAUAUGACGCCGCUGGAGAUCGAGGCGAAUGUAUCGGCUCUGAAUUUGAAUUUGGUGCAUGUCAUAGCGCUGAAUGUCUGUCCCGAAAUCGCCGGCAAAUGCGGUGGGGUUGGCGGCUGGAAGGGUGUGUGGCGCAAGAUCUCCGACCAAAAAGCCGAGAACAUACUUAACUAUGUGGCAAAUCAAAAUUCGUUACUGGCACGUCUGCUGCAGGGCGUCAUCAACGCAGCUGACGUGUCGUUGUCGGCAAAUAACUUAAGUACGCAGUACUUGGAGAGUUUGCUGGAGCUGGAGGAGAUUGAGUGCUUAGCGCAGUUAUUUGAUGGCAAUAAAUUUGUGGCAGCCUUGCGCUCCGACUACGAUCCCAGAGAUCUGGUAGCUAAUGUCACAUCGAAACUGACACAGUUGGAGCUGCUAACAUUGGAAUUGGGCUAUCAACCAAAAGCGUUGCAACAAGCGCGCACGGAUCAGCUGUUAGUACAAGUAAUCGAAGAGGAUGCGCGCAACAUUUGUUUGGCUGGGCGCAUACAUGACGUGGGUGUGCGCGCCAAGUUAAUACGCGACAAUUUUACGAAAAUUGCCACAACACGCCUGGCCAAGGAGUUAAUUGAAAAUACGCUGCAACAUAAGCAUGCGGCAACAAGCAUAUCAGUGGCGUUGCGCCACCAGCUCGAGGAAACCUUAGCUGACAUUACUAUUUACGCGAAAGUCUCCGAGGUGCUGCAGUUCGAGACGUGGCCGCGCGCUUACGACUUUGGCUUGAAAACGCCAACGGCGAUAUUUGAGAAAUUGUUGCAGCUGCAUUUGUACAAAUUGUGCUACAAUUGGUGUCGCGUGGUGAAGUUGACCGCGCACUUUGCUGCGCAAAAGCAACGUUUUUUGGAUGUGCUGCUGUACGCGCUGCUCGAGUUCCAUGACGAUAUAGGCGACAGCAGCACUUCCGCUGUCGGCGUUGGCGAUGGUGAGAGCGAAGUGAACAAAUACUUACUGCAGAUCCUCGAAACAUUCCCCGUUGCAGAUGUGGUCGAGUUUCUGGACAAACACAAAGACAAGUUUCGUUCGGUAUAUCUAAUGAGUUACGCCGUCGACUAUCUGUCACGCCACAAUCCGCACGAAUGUCAAAGCUAUCGAAAUUAUAAAAUUUCUCUCGUCAUUUUUGAACAGCUAACGCCCAACGAACUUGCUCCGUUCUGGAAACUUUUCAAAUACCCUUUGCUGAUAAUUGAGCAGUUGGUGAUGAAUACAAAAUUUGAGACGCUGACCAAAGUGCUAGCGGCUGUGCGUAGUGCGCUGUCGCACGUGGACGCCGUUGACGCGCAGGUGUGUUCCUUCUGUUUUGACAAACGCGGCCACAUUUACGACAUACACACGCGCAGUCCGAAUUCGCCGCUGAAAGUGAAGUUCCAACUGGGCACUGACACUGGCCAUACCACAAACUCUGCAUUUAUUUUGCUCAAUUUCAAUUUGUAUCAGAAGAAUCAUGUCAUCACGCAUGAGUGCAUCGAUUUGCUGCUCCGUAUCUACGGCACCAAGGCGCUGGACUAUCACGUCUCAGACAUCGCCUCUUCGUCGGAACGCAUCUCACAGACCACAGACAUGCAACAGUCGUUGGACUCGUUGUGUGGCGCAUUCCAAAUGCCGCCGACGGCACCGACGCGUGACGAUUGGGUGCGCGACGAUGAUGCCACGCACUGCAUGUGCUGCCAUCGUGCCGCGUUCACCAUGCUGAUGCGUCGCCAUCAUUGUCGUCGUUGCGGACGGGUGGUUUGCUUUGCCUGCUCAACGCAUCGCAUGCGCAUACCCGCUCUGUACGAUGAUGUGGAGGUGCGUGUUUGCAACGACUGCUUCAGCAAAACAGAAGAGGCGCAACGUAAGCGUGCGGAAGCUGAGGUAAAACGCGAUGGUGCUACGACUGCCGUUGGUAAUGGUGCGCGUGUGCGUGAAAUCGACGCUUAUAAGUGGCAGCUGUGCGGCAACAUUACGCACGACAAGCUGUUGCGUGAGGAGUUCUGCUACGAGCAUGCGCCCAGCGUGGCGCUAUGUCUCUCCAUACUCGCUUUUCAUCAGGGUCAACAGAAAUGUGUCGACUUGCUGUUGUAUCACUGCCACAAAUUGGAAAAACUAUUCGUGCCAAAUCCGGAAGUCGACUACGAAUUGGUGGCGAAGAUGAUGAGCUGUCUUGCAUUGGCUGCUAAGGUGCGUGGUGGCCCACCUGAAAUUGAAACUAUACGCGAGCAUGCGGCGAUUAUUAUGUCAGUGGUGCAAAAUGGCUGCGAGGCGCUAAUACCAGCGGGUCCUCUGAACAAUCACAGUCUUCGCAAACUGGGUGACUCGCUGGUGCAAGCAGAAAAAUGGGAUCUGGCAUUUGAGGUGCACCUCAAGUGUGGAUUUCCCACAGCCGGAGUUAUGGCCGCGCACGGGUUAUCUUGUCUGCGGGCAGGUUGUUUUGAUACAGCACGCGAGAAAUUCUCCCAUUGCAUGACGAAAUUGAGUAGCGAAUAUAUAAACGCAAAAAUCUGCAAAUACAUCAUGUCCACAUCCACUGAUGCCGACAACAAUGAGAGUCCCUUCGAGUGGUACAACGAUGUUGACAUUCAAGCAAUCAAAAGACCACAACGCGGUCCGCCACUAUUGCAGGAAAUAGUGAAAACUAUCGAGAACACGCCAUGUCUCAAGCCGCAACCAGAAACGCUGAAGCGCGCAUCGCUCAUACGCAGCUCGAACACUUCACUGGCAUCACUGCUAUCGCGCCGCAAAGACCCCUGCCCCAUACGCCUGCAUGAGCCCGCACUGGGCAUACUCAACACAUUGGCUAAUCUGAAAAAGAUCACAAAAGGUCAAUAUACUGAGGUACACAGCAAUUUCAGUGGUCUGCAUACGAAUUUGGACAACAAAUCACGUCAGUACUUGCAACACACGCGUGGCUUCGAAGAGUGUCUACACUAUGUGCUCACCUAUGGAUCGCACACGGAUGUGCUGCAAUUCCUCAUGCGCCAUCACGAGCUUAUCGCUACUUUAAAAUAUUACAUUGAACAAAAUCUCGAAACCGAAUUGUUCAUACAAAAUAUAUUUCUCAUAUCGCUGCGUAAUGGCGCUGUGCCCACUUUGAUCGAACACAUGCAAAAGCUGGACGCCAGUUUGUCGAUAUGGCGGGUGACACUACUGCAGACAUGCCACUACCUGGAGACACAGAAUCUACUCAACUCACUCUAUCAGCUGCAGCUACUGUUGCAGGAUCCUGUGCGCGCCAGCAUGACUUGUGUCAGAUUCUACUCGAAAAAUUGUGAUAGCUUCCAGAAAUUGCAUGCCAACGCAAUGCAUUUGCACAAUGCGCACAAGCAUUUGCAGUCGCAACUCGAGGUGACGCAGUGGGAUAAAGUGGAUUUGGAGCCUAUGCUGCGCAAAAGAAACAGCUCAGUUGGCAGUCGACGCUCGAGUAGGGGGUCUGGUGCGCAUACACCCGCUCUGCACUCGAGCUUUUUGAUGGAAAUGGAUGCGCGUGCACUGAACAGUCACAUCAAUACGAUCUUAAUGCAAUUGGAGGUGGCGAAAUUUCUCGCGCAUUGUGAGAAGGAGUCCAACCCAGCGGAGGAGCCCAUCACUUUGAAAACACUGAAGCAGAUACGCCUUGACCACAGCCUCAAGUUAAAGCUGCCCACACUAUUCGAUGGUCUCCAAGAGCGCAUAGAAAUUAGCAUUUUAAUUCUGCUAUGCGGCAAAAAUAUCGACGAGGGUUUUGGUUUGACCUACAGGAUCAUUAAUCAUUACAAAUUGCCUGGGAUGAAAGUAUUUGCAGCAGCUGCCAAGUUUCUUGCCUGCAAUCAGCGUAUUGGCGAAGUCGAGAAGUUGAUUAGCUGCAUAACGAGCAACAAUGGCAUCCAAACGCGUGACAUUGACGAAAUCCUUUCGGUCGCUAUCAAUUCGGCGUGUAAUAGCAACGCGCCAGAGGUGAAAGCUGCGCUCGAUAAUCUCGCCAAGAAGAUCCAUAGCGUUGAAUUGCGCAUAUCUUGUCACAUCUUUAUUGGCCAAUUGAAAUCGGCAUACCUUUUGGCGAAUAAAUAUGAACGCAUCGGUGAUAUUCGUCGCAUACUCCGGCAAGCCGAACUCACAAAUCAGGUGCAUAUAAAGAAAUUGUGCGAAAGAAAAUUGAAUUUUAAUGCAGCCGCACGUGAAUAAAUUCCAACACGACUGAAAAAUAGAACAAAUAUACCUUUUUACAUGUUUGUAUGUGCAUGCAUACGUACAUUUGUAUGUAUUUCUGUUAAUCGAAUCGUUAGAUAUUUACAUGUAUUGUUGUGAUUUUACCUAAUAAGCUUUUACCAAAUUUAUACAAACUCUUAUACAUAUACAUACGUGCAUACACACAUAUAACCAUACACAAAAUAAAGUAUAAACCAUUUUAUGUAUCCUUAAUCAUCGUGCCUGAUAUGCUAGUUGAUGAAUUCCAUGAUCUAAUACUGGCUGGCUGCCAUGAGGCCUACACUCACAUACGGGUGCGAAGUCUGGUUGCUGGAAUCGAAUGAAACCAAUCAGUUACGUGUAAAUUGUUUUGAAAGAAAGAUUCUAAGAAAAAUAUAUGGACUCCUGUACGGCUUGAAGACACACUUAACAGGGGUGCAAAUGUAAUCAGGUACAUCAAA
This is a messenger RNA of Anastrepha ludens (Mexican fruit fly), 7895 nucleotides long. It is a transcript of the gene Sptz, whose product is annotated as zinc finger FYVE domain-containing protein 26 homolog. Gene Ontology annotation, molecular function: phosphatidylinositol-3-phosphate binding; metal ion binding. Lineage: Eukaryota; Metazoa; Arthropoda; Insecta; Diptera; Tephritidae. The transcript is spliced from 8 exons. The record is from RefSeq and is a predicted model, not a curated record. Gene Ontology annotation, cellular component: centrosome; midbody; lysosomal membrane. Gene Ontology annotation, biological process: regulation of cytokinesis; double-strand break repair via homologous recombination; mitotic cytokinesis. Bases 397 to 7431 code for a protein of 2344 amino acids.